GGAAGACAGCUGCCUUCAGAUGAUCCAGAACUCGCUGACAGUUGCUCUUGCUUCAGUCCUACUUCAUGAGAACUUCAGAAGAUACUAACUGAGCAGAUGGUACGUGAACAAUACACUACAACAACACCAGGCACUAGCCUAGAGAGGCCGAAGAAUGAAUAUGUCUACAAAAUUGGAAUUUAUGGCUGGAGAAAGCGUUGCCUAUACCUGUUUGUUCUCCUCCUGCUUAUCAUCCUAGUUGUGAAUUUUUCUUUGACAAUCUGGAUUCUUAAAGUGAUGUGGUUUUCCCCAACUGGAAUGGGACACCUGCGUGUUACAAAGGAAGGCCUUCGUCUGGAAGGGGAAUCGGAAUUCUUAUUCCCUCUUUAUGCCAAAGAAAUCCAUUCUCGAGUGGACUCAUCACUGCUUCUCCAGUCUACUCACAAUGUGACUGUGAAUGCUCGCAAUUCAAAUGGGGAAGUCACAGGCAGAUUAAAUGUGG
This is a messenger RNA of Apaloderma vittatum (bar-tailed trogon), 481 nucleotides long. Its product is annotated as gamma-sarcoglycan-like. Lineage: Eukaryota; Metazoa; Chordata; Aves; Trogoniformes; Trogonidae. Gene Ontology annotation, biological process: heart contraction; cardiac muscle tissue development. The transcript is spliced from 4 exons. The record is from RefSeq and is a predicted model, not a curated record. The annotation marks the transcript as partial. Gene Ontology annotation, cellular component: sarcolemma; sarcoglycan complex.